This is a messenger RNA of Scaptodrosophila lebanonensis, 1703 nucleotides long. RefSeq names its product katanin p60 ATPase-containing subunit A-like 2. The transcript is spliced from 3 exons. The coding region runs from base 1 to 1611 and encodes 536 amino acids. The record is from RefSeq and is a predicted model, not a curated record. NCBI's taxonomy places the organism in Eukaryota, Metazoa, Arthropoda, Insecta, Diptera, Drosophilidae. Gene Ontology annotation, molecular function: ATP binding; ATP hydrolysis activity; protein binding.
AUGGUACGUACACCAAAACAAACUCUCAAAUCGAACGACCGACCAAACGGACGCAGCUUGGUUCGAAACCUCUCUGAAGUCAUCUCUUCCACACACACCUUCACCAAAAUUGCGAAGAUAAAGCCACAGACAAAGUAUGGUGUGGCAGCCACUGCGGCGGCUACCGCUCUCUGCGAGGAUGUGCGCAAUUUCACCGCACGACGUCGCAACCUUCUAUAUCUAAUGCAUCGUUAUCUCGUCGAGAAUGGCUAUUACAACAGCGCCGAGGCACUGAAGGGCGAGGGGCACCUCUCGGAGGAGUACGAACUGUGCGAUAACAUCGAUUUGGAUGCCAUAUAUUUGGAAUAUGCAAGCUUUUUCAACAUGAAAUUCGGCAAGUAUCCGAAAAUCCUCAAAAAAAGCGGACCUAAAGUAAAGCUGGAAUUGGCGAGCAGCGGAGCCAGCUCGACCCCAAAAACCAAUAAGAGUAAUGCAGGCACACCCCCAACAACGACAGCAGCCAUGGCCACAUGGCAUGCAGGCGUGGGGGCAGCGACAGCAGCCGCGGCGGCUAGCUUGGCAACUGAGUCGCCGGCGCAGUUGCAAGCCAAUCGCCUGCAGUUGCACAUUAAGAAAAUCGAGACGUCUGCGGAUCAGAGCGGCUGCGGCAACUCCUCCGUCGAUCCCCAUCUACUGGGCGAGAUCGACCACGGACAUGCCGCCGACGAUGCGCUUUUUGCCUCGCUGGACUGGCAGGUGAUAGCGGAGCUAGUCAAGACAACCAUAAUGCAUGGCGAUUCCAAGCUACGCUGGGCGGACGUGUGUGGCAAUCAGCAUGCUAUUGAACUCAUUAAGGAGGCUGUGAUCACACCCUUGGAAUAUCCGCAGUUGUUUGCGCAAGGCCUCAAGCCCUGGCGCUCUCUGUUGUUGCAUGGACCGCCCGGCAGUGGCAAAACCUUUUUGGCCAAGACCCUCUAUGCCGAAACUCAGGGUCAAGUUACCUUCUUUAAUAUAACUGCGAGCAUCAUGGUGUCGAAGUGGCGCGGAGAAUCUGAGAAAAUAUUACGAGUGCUUUUCCAUAUGGCUGCCAGGCGCGCACCUUCAGUAAUAUUCUUCGAUGAAAUCGAGAGCCUAACCUCAAAACGCGACCGGCCGACGGACCACGAAUCAUCGAAGCGUUUCAAAAACGAACUCCUGCAGCUACUCGAUGGAAUGGAGCACGCACUGAGUGGCGUCUUCGUGCUGGCCAGCACCAACCUGCCGUGGGACAUCGAUGAAGCCUUUUUGCGGCGAUUCGAGAAAAAGUUGUUGGUGCAGCUUCCCAAUGCUGCCGAGCGGGGAAGCCUCAUCACCAAACUGCUGGGCAGCAUUGUCCACCAGACGCCCCGAUCGUUGGAGCAGCUGGUGGCACUGUCCGAACAUUUUACGGGUGAUGAGAUCCGUUUGGCCUGCAAGGAGGUCAGCAUGCAGAGCGUGCGGCGGGUAAUGCGCACAAGUGUACGCGAUCAGAGGACGAAGGAGUCUCCUGCGGAUUUGGAGGCCAGUGUGGAGCGGGCUUUCAAACAAAUUCGGCCUCUUGGGCUUAAGCUCUUGGCUCGCCAUCAACAGUGGCAACAGGAGAAUGGGUCUUGAGAGGUUCUAGGAACAUGUAAUGGACACAUGUUUCCCAUAUAUUUUUUAAUAACGAUUUGCUAUAUGAGUAAAGUAAAGAAGAAAUUGUAAUU